Molecule: messenger RNA, 1310 nt
Organism: Panonychus citri (citrus red mite)
Lineage: Eukaryota; Metazoa; Arthropoda; Arachnida; Trombidiformes; Tetranychidae
Gene: eIF2Bdelta
Product: translation initiation factor eIF-2B subunit delta-like
Exons: 3
Coding region: 113-1288 (391 amino acids)
Source: RefSeq, a predicted model, not a curated record
UUGUCAUUUUUUGAUCAACUUGUUUUUUUGUUUUUCUUAUUAAAUUAACUCGAUUUCACAAUUAGUGUUAUAAUUUGAUUGAUUUAGUGUUUUAAAACAUUCUGAAAGGAUCAUGGUUCAAGCUGAUAAACUAAGUAAACCACCAAAACCAAAUCAACAACGAAAACAAGUGAAACAGGAGAAACAAGAGAAACAACAACAACCACAAUUAGAUGAACAGCCACCGAAACAAUCACAGAAAUUACCACCUCAAGAGACUAUUGGAGUUGUCCGUGAAUUUCAAAUUGUAAAUGGACAAUUGAAUCCCCUUUUAAUGAAGGUUGGCCUUCGGAUGAAUUCUGGCACUAUUACAGGUUCAACUCAGCGAUGUGUCGCCAUGUUAUUAGCAAUUAAACAAAUGGUCUCAGAUCAUGUUACACCCAAGAAGAAAGAUUUCUCCAGGAGUUUCGAUGCCGCUUUGAAUAUGAGUGUUAAAUUUCUGCGACAAUGUCGACCACUUUCAGUUAGUAUGGUGAAUGCAGUAGCGUUUAUCAAGUUAAAUUUGACCAAAAUUCCGUCCACCGUUGCUGAACAUGAAGCAAGGGAACAUAUGAGAAACUUGAUUGACAAUUAUAUAACUAAAGGAAUUGAUUUAGCAGUUAAAGCGAUUACAAAAGACGGAGCUUCCAAAAUUGACCGAGAAGGUGAAGUCAUCUUAACCUAUGGAAAUCCAUUGUUAGUGAAAAAUAUUCUCCAUAAAGCUUACAUGGAGGGUAAAAAUUUCCAUGUGAUAAUUGUUGAUGCUCGACCUCGAAUGGUAGGAAAGGAUCUUCUCAAGGAUUUAGUUUCUCUGGGAGUGCAAACAACUUAUAUACAAAUCAAUGCAAUCGCUCACAUAAUGAAUAAGGUGACUAAAGUUUUCCUUGGUGCUCACGCAAUGUUAGCCAAUGGAUACGCUAUGGCGAGCAUUGGAAGUGCCUUAAUUGCUCUGGUCGCCAAUUCUUUCAAUGUUCCAGUUCUGGUUUGUUGUGAGACCUUCAAGUUUUCAGAAAAAGCGCUUCUAGAUUCUUUCGCUCUCACUGAAUCAGGUUUAUCGGAAGAUUUUUUCCAAACUGGUAAUCAACGGAAAUCCGAUAAAGAAAACAAAGACGAUUCGAAGAAAAAUAAAGUGGCCCUUUUGAACCUUUCAUACGAUUUGACACCUCCAAGUUUCAUCAGCAUGGUGAUCACUGAGAAAGGUUUUCUCCCAUGUAGCUCAGUGACCGCUGUGAUUCGUAAUAAUAGUCGAAAAAUUCCUGAAUUUCAAUAAAUUAAUUUGAAAAACAAACUAA